Molecule: messenger RNA, 3355 nt
Organism: Plodia interpunctella (Indianmeal moth)
Lineage: Eukaryota; Metazoa; Arthropoda; Insecta; Lepidoptera; Pyralidae
Gene: gas2
Product: GAS2-like protein 3
Exons: 10
Coding region: 264-2327 (687 amino acids)
Biological process (GO): actin crosslink formation
Cellular component (GO): actin filament
Molecular function (GO): cytoskeletal adaptor activity; actin filament binding; microtubule binding
Source: RefSeq, a predicted model, not a curated record
GGCGAGACGGCACGCAGCGAUGCAUCGCGCGCCCGAGCGGACUGUUGCCAUAUCGCACGCCGCGCCCGAGUGGACCGCACGCCUCGCGGCCAACGAACACGAACCGAAACUAUCGCGUAGGUAAUUUAAGUUUCGCACUAAUUAGUGAGUGAGAGUGAUUACAGUGCUUCUGGUUUCUGAUGGCGCCGGUCCGGGGAUCAUAAUAUUUUGUUCACCGCUGGUUGGAGAAUGCACAUGAUUUGAGAACUUGGUCGGUGGGUGGUAUGGCGCACUACCGCUGCGGGCCCACGGCCAUUGGAAGCCGCACGUCCUGGGGACCGGUGUCUUCACCAGUCGAUACCAACUUUGACAGACCUUUGAGCGGGAAUUUCGACAGAAUCUUCAAUGCUUUCGAGCGGACAAAUGCAUUUGAAUACGUGAAGAAUAACUUUGAAGGGAAGGAUGAGGAAAGAUAUGUGGGACAUAGUGAUAUAGUCGUGAACAGGAAGAUGAGCAGCAGCUUCGAACGGGCAGACUGCGCGCUGGCCGCGCAGGCGCCGUGCUCGGAGGACGAGGACUUCUACCGGGAGAAGAUCCUGUACUCGCAGGCGAGGCAGCUGUUCCCGCUGCAGGAGGACUUGGCCGACUGGAUCAACAAAACUGUUGGCAUAACGUACCUGACGGGCGAGAACUUUCUGGACGCGCUGGACAACGGCGCGGAGCUCUGUCAGCUAGCGGCUGUUAUCCAUGACCGCGCCAGGGAGGCGCUGGACCAGGGGCUCAUUGUAGGGCCGGUGCCCGCCAUCCGCGGCCGCUGCUGGCAGCGCGCGGCGCGCCGCAGCUUCUUCUCGCGAGACAACACAGAGAACUUCAUCACCUUCUGUCGCGAGCUCGGCGUGCACGAGAACCUCCUAUUUGAGAGCGAUGACCUUGUGUUACACAAUCAGCCCCGACAAGUCAUCCUCUGCCUGCUGGAGGUGGCGCGCCUGGCCACCAAGUUCAACAUCGAGCCUCCAGGGUUGGUGCAGCUGGAGAAGGAGAUCGCUAUGGAAGAGAGGGACUCGGGGCUCGACUCCGCCAUGUCCGGCGCCGGCUGGCAGUUCAGGGACGCCUCGCCCUUGCCCGGACAAGACAAAUCUAUUCUUGACGAGCCGCCUACCACUCCAGAUCCUAAUGAUACACAACUGUCGGUGGUAGACAACGUGGACAACGAGAGCACCAGGUCCGGCGGCACGGUCGCCAGCACGGACUCCGACGUGCCGCUCAAACCCACUAACGAACUGGACAAGAGGGUGCAACUGGUGACGCGGCUGAUGGAGCGUGGCUGUAACUGCGGCGACGGCAAGUGCUCCAAGCUGCUCAAGGUCAAGAAGGUGGGCGAGGGACGCUACAACAUCGCCGGCAGGAAUGUCUUCAUCAGGUUGCUGAAGGGGCGGCACAUGAUGGUGCGCGUGGGCGGUGGCUGGGACACGCUGGAGCACUUCCUGUCGCGGCACGAGCCCUGCCAGGUGCGCCUCGUGACCGGCGCGCGCCGCGUGCUGCCCGUGCCCGUGUCCCCGCCUCCCGCCGACACCCUCUCACCCGCCACCAGCCUCGCUGGCACCCUUUCACCCGUAGACAGCAAAGCCUCCUCGAUCAGCGGCAAAGUUUCACCCGUCGAAAGACCCCGGUCUAGCGGAAAAAGCUCCCCGGAUAUCCGCCGAACUUCAACCCCCAAAAAUAAAUUAAGGUCCGCUUUGACCUUGCCCCUGAAACAGGAUGAGAACAAAACUCCGGCACGCACUAGAAAACAGUCCGCACCUAGCUUUAGCACGCCCAACACCCCGACGGGCAGGACAGUCAAAACACCGCCAGUAGAAUAUAGAAAGUCACUCACCUCUGCGUCUCUGGUCAAUAAUACGCCGAAGAAGUCGCGGAGCAUGAGCCUCGCCGUGGUGAAGGAUGAGAAGAAACCGUUCUGUGGGACCGACCGACUGAAUCAAGCUAAGAAAAAAAGCCUCAGCGCGGCGACUACUUCCACAGAGACGGCGACCUCUAUCACUCGAAAAACUCGCAGUCAAAGCCUGGCUUCCACCCCGACCAACGAGCCGAAACGACCAUUGUCUGUGAACGGCUACGCGAAAAAAACUCGAAGCAUGAGCCUCGCCGCGCCCGUGGAAUACAUCAAGCCUCUAAAUAAGAGCAUUUCGCUGAGCACAAACGGACCGAUGACCCAGGCCGCCAUUGAAGAGAGCAUCAGGUUGUCGCUGGCCGCCAGCAUCGCCGACGAAGCCUCGCCCAAGAAGCCAUUCUUGCACAUCAAAGCUAAAUACCGAAGUCCGCCGCCGCGCGAAGUCCCCCCGAGAUAAUCUGGCACGAGAUAGUUCUCCUCAUUCCACUAGUUUUAAAACUCGACUUUAAUUAAGCUAAGGAGAUUCCAUCAUCAGUGAACAGUCAGAUCUCCGAGCAAUCUCAUCAUGUCGUAGUGAGUAGGCGCUUUAAUUUAAUUCAUGUUCAUGCCCGACGGCCUCGGGGACUAGUCAUAAUGGAUCGUUUUCUAAUGAUAAUUUGUAACGUUAAUUAUUCAUAAUAUUAUUAAUUUAAUGAUUUCCAAUUGCAAUAAUUCGAAUAUUUUUUAUUUUAGUGUGAAUAUAGUUUUUCAUUGUCAAGGAAUAACAGCCAUAUCCCUAAUAUUGACAAUAUAUUAAGAACCAUUAGGUAUACAGAUCUUCCAAUUAGAUUAGCGUUAAAAUCUCUGCAACCAUACAUAUGUGAGAGGGAUCUUGUAGGUUUAAAACAAGUGACUUAUGACCUUACGGUACAAACUCGUCAAUAUCCACACAUCCUAUAUUUUGAUACGAAACAUUAGAUUAUACAGUAUUUUUGCACCCAGUAGAUAGAGCACUAGCUAGACAAAGCCUUGUUAAAAAUAAAUAAAAAAUCUUUAAUACUUUUUUACACUAAUAACUGAAGUGAUCGUGGGGAAUGUCAUCUGUUCAAGCUAGUUAUUGUGCCCUUGUUAUUCCUAACGAUGUAUUGGUGACUAUUUACUCUUUUGAAGACGCUAGAUUCAGAUUUCGACACUUGUAGUGAUAUCAACGAAUAGUUUUAAGAGUUCAAACGUUUCUAUCUCUCGCUUUAUAAUCGUUACCGCGCGCGAUGCUGUUAAACUUAGUCUUUAUCGAUACAUGGCUAGCGACGAUACAUUCAGUUGUAUCGAGAGAUAAGAGCCAUUGAAUCCGAAUCGAGUUUGACAGCAGCGCGUCCCUCGAGCUUCGAAUUAUUAUCGAUACUAUGAUAAGUGAUGAUCGUGUAACUGCCAAUCUACCUACCUAUUGCAAUAUAGUGCCAACGGUUAAUUAUGUAUGGUUGAUAAUAAACUUUGAUAUCAAUAUUA